Molecule: messenger RNA, 1880 nt
Organism: Tilletiaria anomala UBC 951
Lineage: Eukaryota; Fungi; Basidiomycota; Exobasidiomycetes; Georgefischeriales; Tilletiariaceae
Product: Nop-domain-containing protein
Exons: 3
Coding region: 195-1835 (546 amino acids)
Cellular component (GO): box C/D methylation guide snoRNP complex; small-subunit processome
Molecular function (GO): snoRNA binding
Source: RefSeq, a predicted model, not a curated record
CCCCUAUGGUCACCAAGAGCAUACAUUGCUACCACCAUCAUCAACAACAGCAGCAUUGGCCGCAGGCGCAGACACAACCCAGCGCAUUCUUGACGGUCAGCAGCUUCUGGAGAGAACGACCCGGCUCGUUCGCAGAAGAAACUCCAGGUCCAAGUCGAGAUUAGUUUCGCCGUGGCUUGAACGGACGCUUCACCAUGGCGCUCACUCCUUCCCACAUCCUCUUCGAGUCGGCCACCGGCUGCGCCAUCUUCAAAUGCGUACAGGUGGAGGAGAUCGGGAACAAGACGCCCGCUGUGCAGGAGUCGAUCAAAGACCUGAACAAGUUUGGAAAGAUGGUCCAACUCGUCUCGUUCAGCCCAUUCAAGAGUGCGGUAGACGCAUUGCAGACCUGUCUCGACAUCUCAGAGGGCGUGAUGAAUGACCACCUGAAGCAGCUCAUCACACUCAAUCUGCAAAAGUCCAAGAGUAUCCUGCUUGGCGUGUCAGAGAGGGGCCUUGCAGGCUCCAUCAUGUCCGAGACGGGCAUAACCUGCGACACGGGAGAGCGGACGCUAGAGCUGAUUCGCGGCAUCCGGCUACACUCUGAAAAGCUACUCAAGGGCCUUUCAGAGGGCGACAUGGCGAAGGCACAGCUCGGGUUGGGGCACUCCUACUCGCGGAGCAAGGUCAAGUUCAACGUCAACCGAUCCGACAACAUGAUCAUCCAGGCCAUCGCCCUCGUCGACACGCUCGAUAAGGACGUCAACACAUUCGCCAUGCGCGUGCGCGAGUGGUACGGCUGGCACUUCCCGGAGCUCGUCAAGCUUGCGCCGGACAACAUCACCUACGCCAAGCUCGCGCGCUUCAUCAAGGCCAAGGAGAACCUUUCCGAGGAGCACAUUGAGGAGCUAACUGAGCUCCUUGCGGGCGACGAGACGAUCGCUAGGAACAUCCUCGAUGCCAGCAGGGCUAGCAUGGGUACGCAGAUCGGAGAGAUGGACAUGAUCAACAUUGAAAACUUUGCCGAUCGCGUUGUCAACCUUGGCGAGUACCGUAAGAACAUGCACAAGUAUCUCAUCGAGAAGAUGCACCUCGUUGCACCAAAUGUUUCCGCUCUUAUCGGAGAGGUCAUUGGCGCAAGGCUCAUCUCGCACGCCGGCUCUUUGACCAACCUGGCAAAGUAUCCCGCGUCGACGGUGCAGAUCCUUGGCGCGGAGAAGGCACUGUUCCGCGCGCUCAAGACGAAGGGCAAUACGCCAAAGUACGGUCUGAUUUACCACGCGUCUGCGAUCCAGCGCGCCGCGCCAAAGAACAAGGGCCGCAUGUCACGCUUUCUGGCCAACAAGAUCAGCAUCGCCGCGCGGAUAGAUUGCUUCAGCGACAACACCGUCACCGCCGGCGGGCAGCCGAAUAACAAGUUUGGCGAGGUCAUGGCCGUGCAGGUCGAGGAGCGCCUUGCGUUCUACGAGACGGGGAAGCCGCCGGGGAAGAACAUCGAUGCGAUGAAGAAGGCACUUGCGGCGAUUGAAGAGCAGGCGGGCGAUCAGAUGGAUGUGGACGCUGAGGAAAGCGGCGAGGACGACGAGGAUUCUGACGAAGAUGACGCCGAAGGUGGCAAAGCGCCCAUGCCCAACGUACUCGGCGCCUCGGAUCUGGCCGACAAAAAGUCUAAGAAAGAGGGUAAGAAGGACAAGAAGGAAAAGAAGGAAAAGAAAGAGAAGAAGGAAAAGAAGGAAAAGAAGAGCAAGCAUAGCGACGGCAAGGAGAAGAAGACCAAGGAGGACAAGGUUGCCAAGGACGCCGAGAAGGCACGACGAAAAGCCGAAAAGAAGGCAAAGAAGGCAGGCAAGGCCUGAGAGGCGGGUUCACCAGCUCGCUCCUUUUCUUUCUCAUUUCUCAUU